CAACCAUGUUUUACUGCUGUUGAGCAGGGCUACCCUGCUGUGGCGUGCUUCACCCACCCCAGGAUGCACAACAAUGGCCUCUACUCCACCCUCGCCCCCAUGGUGACCCCCAUCCUGGCCCAGGGAGAACCAAGCCCCAUGCCUCCCCCUGAAAUGCUGAUGUACCCAGCUCUGGUGAAGAACAGGGGCCUUGGCCAGCGGGCUGUGCUCACUUUCUGCUCUCCAGUGAACUUUGCUACCAGCUCACCGAUUACUAAUGAGCCAAGUCUCUUGAAGCCAGGCCUGCCCGGUGAUCCUGCAACUUGGUCUGUGGAUGAUGUGAUCCUGUUUCUCAAAGGUACUGAACCUCAGAUGUUCUCACCUCUGGCUGGCCUCUUCAAAGAGCAUGCCAUUGACGGAAAGGCUGUCAUCCUCCUAAAGAGCGGUGUGAUGAUGAAGCACAUGGGCCUAAAUCUUGGAAUGGCCCUGAAGCUCUGCUGCUACAUUGAGCGCCUCAAAGAAGAAAAACGCUUCAACUGAGAGAUGAUCCACUUGGCUGUAGGCUGGACUCUGUUCUGAGACUACCACUGUCAUCCUGGUAGAAAAGCAUUUCUCUGCCUCUAGAA
Molecule: messenger RNA, 605 nt
Organism: Erinaceus europaeus (western European hedgehog)
Lineage: Eukaryota; Metazoa; Chordata; Mammalia; Eulipotyphla; Erinaceidae
Gene: SCML1
Product: Scm polycomb group protein like 1
Exons: 3
Coding region: 64-519 (151 amino acids)
Molecular function (GO): protein binding
Source: RefSeq, a predicted model, not a curated record